Molecule: messenger RNA, 1422 nt
Organism: Psylliodes chrysocephalus
Lineage: Eukaryota; Metazoa; Arthropoda; Insecta; Coleoptera; Chrysomelidae
Source: the annotation of a GenBank genome assembly
AUGGGUUUCAAAUUUGCUCUCUUGCUAUCUGCUCUACUGACGUGUACCUUGUCUGGAAGGCCAAGUUUAUCAAAAUUUCCUGGACAAUCAAAAUUCAAAAAUUUAUAUGGACCACUCGAUGCUAAUAUCAGAGUAGGAGACGCAGGUGAACCACUAAUAGUAACCGAAUAUUUAAAAGAAAACAAGAUUCAAGAAGCCCAAGCUGCCGCUGAAGUAGAUCCAACAUUAUUCGCAGGAAUAAAGAGUUACUCAGGUUAUUUUAAUAUUGACGAAGCCGCAGAUGCUAAUUUAUUCUUUUGGUUCUUCCCCUCUCGAUCUAACUAUGCAGAGGAUCCCGUUUUACUAUGGUUGCAAGGAGGUCCAGGUAGUACAUCUAUGUUUGGUUUAUUUCAAAUUAACGGACCAAUUGUACUGGUUGAAGAUAACGAGUUAGAAAUCAGAAAUCAAUCUUGGUUCGAAUCUAACUCGAUUCUCUAUAUCGACCAACCAGCUGGUACUGGCUUUAGUUUUACAAAUGGAGAAAUUGUUACAAAUCAAACACAAAUAGGUGCCGAACUAUAUAUUGCUUUGCAACAGUUUUUCCAGCUCUUUCCAGAAUUACAAUCUAAUGACUUCUUUAUUACCGGUGAAUCUUAUGCAGGUAAAUUUAUACCUGCUAUAAGUUACACGAUAUUAAAGAAUAAUCCAUAUGCUGAAUUAAAGAUUAAUCUCAAAGGAUUGGCUAUUGGAAAUGGUUGGAGUUCUCCCAUUCAUCAGUUGAGAUAUUCCGAUUAUUUUUUGCAACUUGGUUUGAUUGAUUCAAAUGUCAGAGAUGAAAUGUUGGACUUGGAGGAGAAAGCUAUCGUCGCAAUCAAUAAAGGAAACUUCACCGAGGCAAAUAUAUUCAUGGACGCCGUUAUAGGAGGCGGAAUUUCUAAAUUUACUACAGCUACAGACUAUUCAAACAUUUACAAUUACCUCAUUGAAGAAUAUGAUUCAAAACCUGACGUAUGGUUAGAAAAUUUCCUCCAAAGGGAAGACGUAAGAAGAGCAAUUCACGUUGGAAACACCCCAUUCAGUAACGGUAACGAUGUUUUCGAUAGUUUAAGAGACGAUAAUCCACAAUCUGUAGCUCCUUGGGUUGAAGAGCUUCUGGAAAACUACAGGGUACUACUUUUUAGCGGACAGUUAGAUUUGAUAGUUCCAUAUCCGUCUACCGUAGAUUAUAUAAAAAGUUUGAAUUUCUCAGGGGCUGUUGAUUACAAAAAAGCUUCACGAUCCACUUGGUUUGUCGGAAAUAGGAUAGCUGGAUAUUCUAAAAGUGCUGGUAAUCUAACGGAAAUUUUGGUGAGAAACGCUGGUCACAUGGUACCCGCAGAUCAACCGGAAUGGGGACUAGAUAUGAUUAAUCGAUUUGUAAAAAAUCAACCGUUUACAAAUUAA